Messenger RNA from Rhagoletis zephyria (snowberry fruit fly), 2233 nucleotides. Lineage: Eukaryota; Metazoa; Arthropoda; Insecta; Diptera; Tephritidae. The record is from RefSeq and is a predicted model, not a curated record.
ACCCACUCCGCCACCUCAGGCGCCCUCGCCGUACCUUCCCACCAAGCGGGCCUGUUCACUGUACAUUCAGACGGACACCUUUCUCUGGGACCACGUAAAGAAGCACGAGUCGGAGAAGUCGGACGCAAAGGUGCGCGAGGAGAUUGCCUCGCUGGUGGCGCAGCACAUCAAGGCAGUGAACCACAUCUACGAGACGUCCGUCUUCAAGGACAUCAUCGGCCUAAAGUUUAUCGUCCAGCGACUGCGCAUCAACGACUCGUCCGCCUGUGAGGGCGUCAAGCGAGAGAACAACCAAUUCUGCUCGCCAAACAUUGACGUCUCCAACUUCCUCAAUCUCAACUCACAGUUCAAUCACAAUGACUUCUGUCUGGCGUACAUCUUUACUUAUCGAGACUUCUCAGGCGGCACUCUUGGCCUGGCGUGGGUUGCCAGCACUUCGGGGGCAUCUGGUGGAAUCUGCGAAAAGUACAAGACCUACACGGAGAACAUUGGCGGGCGUCAGGUGCAGACGAAGCGGUCACUGAACACGGGCAUCAUCACCUUUGUCAACUACAACUCGCGGGUGCCGCCAAAGGUGAGCGAGCUGACGUUGGCCCACGAGAUUGGCCACAACUUUGGCUCUCCGCACGACUACCCGGCGGAGUGUCGUCCCGGCGGUGCCCUGGGCAACUUCAUCAUGUACUCCUCGGCGACCAGUGGCGAGCGCCAGAACAACAACAAAUUCUCCCACUGCUCCAUUGCCAACAUCAGCUCGGUGCUGGCGGCGGUCUUCAACAAUGAAGGCAAGGAGAACUGCUUCCAGGAGGACAAUGGCCCAUUCUGCGGCAAUAAGAUUGUCGAGGAGGGUGAGGAGUGCGACUGUGGCUACGAUUCGCGCGAGUGCAACGAGGACUGCUGCUAUCCGAGGAAUGUCGAGGAAUUCAAGGCGAUGGAUCCUUAUGCGCAGCCCUGUCGUCGUCGCCCUGGCGCCUACUGUUCCCCCUCGGAGGGCCCUUGCUGCACUGAGAAGUGCACCUUUGAGGGCGAUACGAAGCAGUGCCGUGAUGACGGCGAGUGCACCUACAAGUCACUGUGCGACGGACAACGGGCACACUGUCCCUCCCCACCGGCCAAACCGAACAAGACCGAGUGCAACAUGGGCACGCAGGUCUGCUGGAAGGGCAGCUGCACCGGGUCCAUCUGCCAGAAGUACGACCUGGAGGAGUGCUUCCUCACGGCGAAACGCGGCGCCAAGGCCGACGAGAUGUGCGAGGUGGCCUGCCAGAGGCGCAACCAGCCGGACACCUGUCGCCGCACCUCGGAGAUUGUCAUCAUGAAGAACAUCUCCGGGCUGAAACUGCGACCCGGCUCGCCGUGCAAUGACUUUCAGGGCUACUGUGACGUCUUUCAGCGCUGUCGUCCGGUGGACGCCGAGGGACCGCUAGCUCGGCUGAAGAAUCUGCUGUUCAACAAGAAGACGCUGAUCAGCAUCAAGCAAUGGGUCACGACCUACUGGUGGGCAUGUACGCUGAUCAUGUUUGGCGCCAUUCUCUUUAUGGCUGCCUUCAUAAAAUGCUGUGCGGUCCACACGCCCAGCUCCAACCCAAAACGAAAGAAAGCCCUUCGAAUUACUGACACACUGAGAAGACCUGCAGAUACGCUGAGACGAAAGGAUUGUGAAUCCGUUCACAACAAAUUGGUUGGUCAGAUGAGUCAGCUUUCCAUAAUUGGCGUCAUGGAAGAGCUGCUGUACAUUGUGGUGCACUAUGGCAUUACGAAUGUAUCGUUGUACCAGGUGCCAGUGUCACAGCUUCACUCCACAGAGGUGUCACUGAUUGGUGUUUCUGCAAUAACGCUAGAGCAUAAAUGGCCCUACCUCAACGAUUACCCCCAGCUGGAAGAUCUGAAACAGCAAAUGUACACUAAAACAGGCCUGGCAACCAUUCGUGGUGGACCCACGUUGAUGUACUUCGCUGGCUACAAUGAGUCAGGCAUCAUGUGCACUGAUGCUUCUUGUCCCAAGGAGCUGCACAACAUUGACACCAUCAGUGUCUCGGUGGACCCUGAGUGGGCGUUCACAAUGCAGCUAUGGCAAAAUGCGGAAAACAUGGCUGAGUUGACAAAGACGGCCGAACACGAAAAACCUCUGUUGGAACACGGAAAGCAUCACUUGGGUCGCGCAAAACUUCUGCCCGAAAAGCAUCCAUUGGGACUAGGAAAAGUAAAGACCGAAAGCAUUCUAAACAAACUCUAA